Messenger RNA from Eupeodes corollae, 16821 nucleotides. It is a transcript of the gene Dab, whose product is annotated as protein disabled. The transcript is spliced from 10 exons. The record is from RefSeq and is a predicted model, not a curated record. Lineage: Eukaryota; Metazoa; Arthropoda; Insecta; Diptera; Syrphidae. Bases 1197 to 7679 code for a protein of 2160 amino acids.
UAUCUCUCACCCCUGACAUUUGCCAUAAAACGUAUAUUCUGUUCCAUUGAAAAUUUUCAACAUACUAACAUACUUGGAAGUUAAUAUAUUUUUUUCGACUUAAUAGGGCGGACGAACCUGUAUAGUGUCUCGGUGAAAAGUCGAAAUUUCCAAAAUUUACAUCCGUUUCCUACAAAUAAAAUUAUAAUUAUAACUAAAUAAAUACUAUUCUCAAAGAAAUAUACAAAAUAACCCUAUGAAAAUUAAAGUUAUCACAAAGAAAAUGUAAAGUGAAAAAUUUUCUCCACGAACAACCCCAUAUUAAGGGUCGUAGAAAAAAUUUAAAAAGAAAUAUUUUCUAGUACAAAUUUGUGUUACACCCAAAAUUUAAUCUAACAUUUUGUUCAAAAUCUUACGGUAUUUUCUUUGAAAUUCUAUCGAAAAAGAAAAUAUUAAAAGUUAAGAUAUUUUCACAAGGAAUUCAAGUAGAUGCCUUUUAUAUAAUUCCUUUGUUGGAAUUGAAUCAAAAAGGUGAAAACAUAGUUAAGUUUUUGAGCAUAUACUUGCAUUAAAAACAAAAAAAAGAAAUCCAUAAUACUCUCAGAAGAAAAUUCAAAAACUAAAUGAAAAUUCUUUAAAUUUUAUGCGAAAAUUAAAAGUGGUGUACGAAAUUAUAAACUAACCAAAAAAAAGCUGAAUUUAGGGGAUGAAGUUCGUGAAAAAUCGAUACGAACAUUAUUGCCGGUGUUGCACCCCUUGGAAGUACUUGCCAUAAAAAGAACAGCGCACACCAUAAUAAAAUAUAAAACACUUGACUUUUGACAGUCACCCCUCCGAGAAUCCAAAUGUAAAUAAUAAUAAACACAAAUCUCCCAAAAAUGUUAUGAAAACAAAAUUAAAACCUACAUUUCAUUGAGAGCAAAAUAUUAAUGCUUGUGCUAUAAAAAAUACGAGUAUUUACCGUCAAACAAAAUUUACUAAAAAUAGUUUUUAGUAUUUAAAAAAAAAAUAAAUUGAUAUUGUUACUUUUAACUGUGAUACGCUGUGAGUGUACAACUUAAACGUAUAUUUAAGCUACUCUAUACGUUACACUCUAUCUGUCAUUGUUUCGUGAGUGCGUGUGUUUUUAAUAUAAAUACAAAAUAAAUCCCUUAAUAAUCAUCAGAAAAAUUCUACAAAAGAAAAAGAAAACGGAUGUAAAACAGUUUUUAAAGAGCAUGCAAACAUUACGGAAGAAAACAAGUCCAUGCAAAUAUCGAAAUGACCCAGGUCGAUUUUUUGGCGAUGGUGUGCAGUUCAAGGCAAAACUGAUUGGAAUUCUGGAGGUGGGCGAGGCACGCGGUGAUCGCAUGUGCCAGGAAGCCCUACAAGAUUUAAAAAUGGCAAUCAGAGCUGCCGGAGAACACAAACAACGCAUAACGAUUCAUGUGACAAUCGAUGGUUUGCGGUUGCGAGACGAGAAAACAAGUGAUUCGUUGUACCAUCAUCCGGUUCAUAAGAUAUCAUUUAUCGCUCAGGAUAUGACCGAUUCGAGGGCAUUCGGUUAUAUCUUUGGCUCACCAGAUAGUGGUCACCGAUUUUUUGGCAUCAAGACUGAUAAGGCAGCCAGUCAGGUCGUCUUAGCCAUGCGUGAUCUUUUCCAAGUUGUGUUUGAAUUGAAGAAGAAAGAAAUUGAAUUAGCUCGACAGCAAAUUCAAAAUAAAACAAUACAUGAACAUCAGCCACUCACUCUUUUAUCCGUUAAAAAUACAUCAGCCAGUGAUGCUUCUUCGAUUUUAAGUGGUAGUAGCAGUAGCAAAAUCAAUAAUUUGGACGGAGGAGCAAAAUCAUCGCAUGUUAAGGAGAUGUCACCAGAAUCGGUUGCUGAUCUUGUUGAUCUAGAACAAGAGUUAAGUUCCAUUCAACGUGGCAUAACACAAAUGGAACGUAUAACUCCAAGCGAACCGACACCAACGGGCAAGAAUCUGACCGACGAAGAUCCGUUUGGUGAUUCGUUUACUAAUUUUCCGACCUACAACCUUUUACCACCACCUGAAUCCUCACGUUCGCGACACUCAAAACCCAACAAACCACCUGAUUCAAUUAUAUCUUCCUCUGCAACCACCACAACAUCCGGUAUCCAAUCCAUUUCCAAUAUACUCUCCUCUCAAUCCUCAUCUAAACAAAAUCAAAUUAAUGCCUCGAGUUUGGCGUCGGCCAACGAUAGUUGGUUAAAUGAUCUCGAUCAGAACGAUGUAUUUGAUACAACAAAAGCCGCUUCGAUAGUCGCUGGUUCGACAACAACACCAAUACCGAUUCCAUCGUCAACGUCGAUUUUGUCCAGUCCUGCGACAGCAGCAGUCUCAGCAGCCGCCAGUUCUCAGCAGACACCACCUACAUCGUCAUCAAUUGCCAGCAAUACCGGCGGUAUUGGCAUGACAUUAACAAAUUCUUCACCUCCUGGUUCUGGCAUAGGUACACAAUCAUCAAUCACUACAACGGCAGUAGCAGCAGCAACAGUAGCUUCAGCGUCAUCUCAAAACGAUGAAUCGCAAAAAUCUGACGCUUUUUCAGAUUUGGAUCCGUUAGGUACGGGUCGCAUUAGGCCAUAUGUCGACAAGAAAUAUUUCUUCCAAGAGCUCAAGAAUCCACCAAAGAAAGUCUUGAAGGAUUUGUCCUCGACCGGAGCCGAGACCGGUUUUACAGCACAAUUUGUUUCCAGUUCGGAUGGAAGCAGCGAUGUGCUGAUGGAGGAUCUGCCCGCAGGAUCUUCAACCGAAGAUGCAGCUGAAAUUUACCAAAAAACCAGCGGUGAUAGACAAACAAGUUCGUUGAAUACUCAUAAUUCGUCUACCACAAAAGCUCUAAAUUUAAAUUUUAAUCAUAAUUUCAUCAAAGCAGAUGGUCAUCAAACGGAUUUGGUUAUGCUGCCACGAGACACUGAUCCUUUCUCGCCCACGCGCAAGAAGAGUGAUCCGUUCCAGGAUGGCGAUAUUUUUGGCAAACUCGACCCGUUUGAGUUUGAAUUCCCCACCAGCAAUGGAGCUGGUGCAGGGCUUCUUCCCGAAACAAAGAUCUCUAACAUCGAAGACCAACGAUCGGGGAAGAAGGAUAACAUGUUCAAUGGGCCAUUACAGGUUAAUCUUCCACCAGAGUCGGGUUGGUCUGCGGCCAAUAGCAACCAAUUGCAGCAGCAGCAGCAACAGCAGCAGCAUCGUCGUGUGGAGAGACAAACAAGUGAAUCUCCUACCGCCGGAAGCCGCAAUAGACCAAGUGUGUUCAAGCAGAACACAGUCGACGUGAUCAGCAGUAUUAGUUCUAAAAAAAUGCCACAUUUGUUUGGGCAAAAGUUCUCAAAGCGCGACUCGAACAGCAUAAAUAUGCGGCGACUCCAAGAAAGCGACUCGCUAAGUGAGAAUGAAACUGCCCCGGAGCCGCCUCCGCGUCCAGAUUCCGUAAGCCAUUCGGAACCGCCACCAUUGCCACCGAAGAAACAAUUUUCCGACAUUGUAAUUCGCCCAAGGAUAACACCACCACCGUCGAGUCGUUAUGAAUGUGUUCCGGCUAAUAAGAGUCGCAAUACAACAGUUCAGGAUGCAUCUGUUCCGCCUAUUCCAUUGCCUUCGAGGCGAGUUGGGCGCUCGGAAGGUAUUUAUCCGGGACCCAGUCGUCCUCGAAAGCCAGGUAACGAUGAAGAUGACUAUUUGCAACCAUUGCCAGCAGGAAACGUGCCACCACUGCUUCCACCACCCCAGACAAGGGGACGAACUCGCCGCCAAGAAAUUUACGAAAACAAAACUGAGGCGAUAAAUGAGCAUGUCGCACAGACUUCAGCAAUCAAACAGGAUGAUGACGACACAGAGGAUGCCUCAUUCCUACCCGACAUAACUCUCAGUCAGUUGUUGACGUUGGGAAUAGAUGAGCUGGCUGCGAAACUCAGUGUACCAACAUCGAAGCUUAGUACUAUGACACUGGUGGAACUCACCACUUAUCUCUCAGAGUUUAUUGAGAAGUCCAAAAAACCCAAACAAAGACCGGUUAUGGUAGCAGUUCCUCCACCGGAAGACAGUCCACCAAUAUUCAAAGUAAACUUUGACCAAAUGCCAGACGCAACUUUUGUUGCAAAAUUCGAUGACAACUUUGGCGAAGAAGAACCAGCUCCGUUUGUUGCAAACUUUUCGCAAUUCGAGGAAGCAGCCACUUGCUCGUCCCCAGCGAAGACAGAAGCUAACUUGAAAGCCGCUGCUGUGCCAUCAGCCGAUCGAUACGCUGUAUUUCGUGAAAUAAUCGACCAGGAACUUCAGCAGGAUAGUAUAGACCAGAAAAGCUCACCCGAGGCCGACGACGAAGCCGAGAGUCUCAAUGGAAAUAUCCCAGAGACCAAUACUCUGGCGCAGUUCAGUGAUGACGACAAAUCACCCACAACAGUGCCUGUGUCGAAGAUCGACACAAAGAUCACCGAAGCAAUAUCGCAUGCCAAAGACAGGUAUGCAGCCUUGCGGGACAUUAUCUUGGUCGAGGAUCUCUUCGAGAAACCCCCGCUUCCACAGAGUGAGGAUCUCAUGCAAGACUUUCCUGAAUUCAGCGAUGGCUUCAAUAGCAACACCGAAGAUCUGGCAGUGGAAGACGAUCAAAAGUCGCCAAUAGAAAGUAGUCCCGAGAGCAAUCAGAAUGAAGAAGAAGAGGACCGAACUAGCAGCAAGAAAGGCUCAAAUAAGUUUCUUCACAUACUCACCGUUUCUUCAACCACCAAAGAUGAUUUGGAAAUUGAUGAGUUGAUGAAUCGUGCAAUUUCAAACUUAUCACUUGACUCCCGAGAGCAUUUGUCUCCCAGUAAUACCGCUACAAAAUCCCCAGCAACUAUUGACAGCAAUGGCGGCUCACCGCAUGCAAUGCGGAGAUCGUUCUUGGGCACUACUACUACUUCCGGCCCAGGCAAGUCCCAAUUCAAUGAUAUGUCCACAUCGCCUAUUCCUCUACAUAAAUCCCCAGCACCUGUCCGAAAAUCUCCCCUUUCCAAGUCACCCCUAUCGAAGUCACCGAUCCCUCCACAAUUAAUAGCAGUUUCGAAUCUUAUCGAUGCCAGCAAGAGGCUCAAUUGCGGCUCCCUCAGUGACGUCAUCUGUGGUUCGUCCCCAGAUGCCGAUACAGGUCUGUCAGAUGCCGCAGCAGCUACAAAACCAAUCACUGGCGGGAAGUCACCAAAGUCGCCGAAGGAAUCGUGGGCGGUGUUUGACAAGGGUGCCAGCAUGGAAGGGGGUAAACAUCGUUUGAAGUCUCCAAAGGCACCUUCUGCUCAGGGUGAGUCGCCAUGCUCGUCGGACGGCAAAGAGGAUUGGCAUAGAACCGGUGGGGAGGACAGCAAUAAACGGUGGCCCAAGGGCCAGACCUCAUCGUCAUCACGAGAUCUAAGCCCUUGGGAUGAUGAGACGUCGGACUAUAAGAAGAGGAUUCCUCCAGCUGCAGUUGGUGGUGCUGAUCGUCAUGGCUAUUACAUGAGGCAUGCUAGAAGAAUGAAUUCAUGUGAUGAAGACUAUGAAUAUGAAGAAGAGAUGAACAAACGUCGUGAAAGGAAGGUUAAAUCGGGUAUUUCCAGGAGCCGAGAAAACUUUGAAUUUGAUUCUCCUCAAUGGUAUCACACCGGACCUCAUCACACUUGGUCCCCACAAGAAGAAGAAGGCAGAGCACGUUCUUUUGAUCGAGGUUCAUACGAACGCACAACCUAUGGACCUCCGGUCUACGAUAAACGUGAACACAAGAUUCCUCCAUCACAUUUAACCUAUGAUCGUCGCGACUACAAAGGCUACGACAAGCGAAAGUACUAUCGGGAGUAUAUGCGUCCAAAUUACGACUUCGAACCGUAUGGUGAAUCCCCAGACACCAAAGAUCGAAAAAUGCCACUUUACUAUGGUGAUGGCAGCUUUGAGAAGAUAAAGCCAACCCGCAGAGAUUACGAGAAUAUUUACGAAGAGAACUUUGGAAGUGGCCCGAGGUCUUACAAAUCUCGUGAUUACAUCUACGAGCGGGACCGUAAGAGUUUCGAUCGUGACAGUGUAGAAUCGUACGAAAGUAGCAGCCGCAGGCGAAAGAGCUUUGGCAGUGGCGAUGUGUAUGGAAGUUUGGAGAGUCGCGAGGAGUUCCGUGAGCGCUAUAUGGGAGGUCCAGAAAAAACACGAUCCCUUCGGAAGGGAAUGAAGAUGCGUCUACCGGCUGGCAGUGGCAUUGUUCCAGGGGAUGAUUAUGACCAGGACUCCGAACCAGAGGUCCAAUCGCGAAGAGUCGGACAGAUAGAUUCGAGAAGUUUGCAGAGACCUACACAAGGUCCGCAACGUAUGAGGAAGAGUAGUGGAUCUAGUCCAUGGGAUGGAGAAGAACCUCCACCACCAGGUCACGCACAAAAGGGAUGGAAGCGUCCUUCCAGUGCAUCCGAAUCCGAACGAAGGCUUGCUGAAAGCAGAAGGGCAAUGGGAAAUACUCCAUCAGGAUCUGACGGUGAAAAAGACCGAAGGUUCCGUAAGAAACCAAGAUCGCGUACUGGUAAGGAACUCCCACCAUCGGAGACACGUCAAUGUCAACGCUAUGGCACAACACACCGAGACAACUACGACUACAUCAAUUACGACGACUACGAGCAUCCAGCAGAUGAGGAUAAGUUCGAGCGCUUGAAUCGGCGCCGUCAUGAAAUGCAUCAGCGUAUGAUGGAAAGCGAGAGGCGGCAAAAAUCUUCGACCAGCGACAAAUACGCUUACGACGACGAGGAUGAAACACCCCGUUAUAUGUCCAAAAAAGAGUCCAACUUCUACACGGAUAAGCCAGUGGUAGGUCUCCAGCACAAGAACGAAGUAUUUGAUGAACCUGUUCCCAUUCAGAAGCCCAUCAAACACCCUCGAGGUGCUGAUUUUGAUUUCAACGAUUUCGAAGACACGCCCCGUUCGAACACAAGCAGUAAAUUCAAUUUCGAGGAGCAUGGCUUUGAAAGUGACUUCAAUUCACCACCCCCAGCCAGUUGUAAUUCCGCCUCAACAACUACACCGGCCACAAAAUCUUCGUUUAGGUUCUCCAAUGAUUUUUCGGACAAAGAAAAGCAUAUAGCUGGUGGCGGUAGCUUACACUCGGUUGCUACAUUCGACAGUGAGUUUUCACCUGCUCCUGCACUAGCUCCUGCUAUAGCAUCGAACAAUGUUUCUAACAGCAAUCCUACAUCGACUUCAACAACAACACCAAUUCAAAAGCUUCGCUUCGAUGACCGUGUAACAAUUUCGAAAUUCGACAACGACCAGCCAAGCAUCGGGGGCAGCAGCAGCAUUGUUGGCUGCUGCGAUGAUGCCUUCGAAGAUGACUUCUCUAAGGCAGAAUUUGACUUCGAAAAGGAAGACCAAUGGAAUCCUGAACCACCAAAGAAAAAUAAUCUCCGUCUAAAUAGCAAAUUACAACAACGACAGGAGAUGAUCAAAAAAUCAGAGUCCAUUAAUAUUUUUGCCAAGAAGAACGAAGAUCCUUUCGAAGAUGAUGAGUUCUUCAAAUCUCCUCCUUCAUCGGCUGGCACAAAUGGCAACAACAUUAGCAGUGCUGGUGGCCAGAAUAAUAAAACAACAACAACGAAUGGAAAUGGCAACAAUGGUAGCGGAAAUGGAGGUGGUGGUGGAGGAGGAGGAAACGGCAAGGAUUCUAGUAACUUUCAAUGGGAAAGUAAUUUUGCAAAAUUCGAUGAAAAUAUGUGAUUUGAUGAGCUCUUUGCCAGGUGCCACCAAAUGGUGAGUGUUGAGACACAAAUCAAUCAACAUAAUCUCUCCACAACCAUGAUAACAACAAAAUCAGUUAAGGGAACUAUGGCAACAACAACAAAAACAUCAAAAACAACUACAACAACAGCAGCGGCAACAACACAAACAAUAGCAACUACAACAACAGCAAAAGCUAAACGCCGUUCGAAACUUAAAAAAAAAGGUAGGCAAUUGAUUUCGGUCAAUUUUUUCAUGCAAAAUAUCAUAACGUACCGUUUUAAUUAUGGAAUAUUGAAAGCUUAAUUGUUUUUGUUUUCAAUUUUUGUUUUAUAUUUUUGAAAUGGAUAUUGGCAAAUGGUUUUUACAGACAUUUUUUUUUAAUAAGUAACAAGUUAAGCUUGUGAAUUUUAGGUCGAACAUUUUUCCUAUGUAGUGUCAAUGGGUUGAUGACCUUUAUUUUAUAAAGUUUCGAAUUUUAUAUACGAUUGGUUAAAAAAACUCUUUAAGAUGUUUUAUAGCCACCUAUUAAUGAAGGUUUGCAGUUCGGUCAUUUUGUUCCCCAAUUCACAAUCCUCUCUCAGUAAAGUCCGAUAUCGUUAGUUGAGAAACUUUCUUUCGACAGAUUAAAAUCCGCAGUAUAAGGGGACCCAUUUCCCCAUUUUUAUAAAUGAUCUUCUUUCUUCAAAUUCUAGGCUUAGUAAGGUUAGGUUGAUGGGCUGAGGAUACAAGUUAUCGCCACAAUGAGAUCAAUAUACGAGGUUCAUUGUGAUACCCUUAAGUAUUGAACUUUGCUAAAAGAAAAGAAAUAAUUAAAACCUAUGAUUUUAAGGGAUUGACUUGUUCUAGCUUUUCAAAGGCUUUGUUUAAACCUAAUAGGCUGUUUCCUGAAAUGUCCCCGAGUUCUUCAAGGUAUUCAAAAAUGUAUUUCUAGUGUGAAAUAGUGCUGGGCACUAGACUCAAAUCCCUACUCUUUGAAUGUUGAACUGCAAAUAUUUAAAGCUCAUUAAAUUCCAACUAACACAGCAUUCCACAACCGUGUGGAAUUUAAAUCUUCGAAAACCCAACGAUGUCUUGUAUCAUUAAAACGAGAUAUAUCCCCCUUGCCACUAUCAAUGAACCAGAAAAUCUGGAUAUUUAGAUAUCUGUAUCAUCAACCACCUCUUGAGAAACGAUCACAUGUUUAGAUGCUAGGAUUUUCUGGAGACGAUAUGCAAGAAAUUUUGUUCUCCUUCUGAUCUGGUUACAAUUUAUAAAAUAUAUAAUUACUAAAGCCUCUUCGACAAUUUCCAAGAAGAAGAGUUUUUCCAAAGAUUGGCUACAUUGACAUCAUUAACUCAAUUAAGGCAUUCGAACAACGAGAGUUUCUUAGCUCAAUCUUUUUCCUAUCUUCUUAACGGACUAUGCGGUAUACAAAAAAGCAAUACAUAUUUGCGGUACAAAGUUCAAAAAGCAGUCCAAAUGGCACACGUAAAUCACUGCAUCCAAACUCGCAUAUAAGGGUGUUCAGACUAUGUACGGAAUCUUUUCUAAAAGCCGCAUAUUUGGUUGCUUUACUUUAUUCGCACAUUAAGUGUCAAUGCGUACACACGAGUUUCGAAAAAUGCGCACAUUACCCAUUUGCAAUCAUAUGCAAGUUUGCGAUGAUAAAAUAGAUUGUUUAUCCUUAUGUUUUGCUCAAGGCUUGUGAUUGUUGACGAAGCUUAAAACGUACAUACUUUUAAUUAAUAAAGUGCUGACACUAAUUAAAAAUGUCGAAAUGAAAGUACUGCUAUUACUGUUUUAGCAUUGGAUUUGAUUGAAGAAGAUGAAAAACAUUGAAGUCGCUAGGAAUCUGGUGUGGAGCAAUUACGAGUGCGCAGUGUGUGGACAAAGGACUGGGGUCCUACUAUGUAACUCGAUUCUACAUGGAAAUCGCUUUGACUACUUUCAAACCAACGAGAAUCGAAUAGUUCUAGUAGUGCCAACUAUAUUCUUAUGAACUUUUGAAUAAACGAGGAACUACCUAACUCGAAAGUAGAAUUCAAAACAAGGCCAAAUCGAAAAUAAUCACUCUACAUCAAAUGUGUUUGCGAGUGAACACCCAAUUACAAAGGGAAUUCGUAAUUUUUGUCAAAAAGAAUGUUUUUUUCUUCCUCAUUCAUUUCAACACUCAUCAUCAGCAGGCACAUGUUUCUUUCGAUAGAAGUCAAAACUUCGGCAAGUAUUUUUGACAUGGUUUCCUGUGCAAUUCCAGCGUUCUUGUCACCACCGAUUUGGUUUGUGUAACAUCCUGUUGCCAAAAACUUCAAUGUUACUGAUAACUUAAUGAUAAUUGGAACAGCAUUUUGUCUUCUGCGAGUAGUCAUGUCGGAUGAUAUGGUGUUAAGUAAGAACAUAAUCCGUCUUUAGAAAGACGAUAGCUCUUAACAAAACUAAAACAAAAGUAUAUAUUUUUCAUUAAGAAUGCGUUUAAAUAAUUUACCGGGUAAUUUAAAAAAAAAAAAAAACAUACAAUUCAUAGUACGGUUUAUAUAAUUUAAUGUUUGAAGAUUAUUUUAUGCAAAUGUUCACCUUGAAUGCGCCUCAAAUGGUCCAUCCGCUUUGUACAAUUUUGGCAUAAUUUUACCAACAUAUCGGCCGGUUUCUCAAGAAUAAAUGCUUCAAUGGUGUCUUCUUAUGCGUCAAUUUAAGCGGACUUGUCUGUAUAGACAUGAGCUUUCAUAUAGCCCAACAAAAAAUAGUCUACAAUCGCACGAUCUAGGUGGCCAAUUGUCCGGUCCCAAACGUGAAAUAAAAUGUUCACCGAACUCGCUUCUCAAUAAGUCCAUUGAUGCGCAUUGCUGUGUGGCAUGUGGCACCAUCUUGUUAAAACCACAUAUCAUGCAAGUCAAGCUCUUGCAUUUUUGCAAAAAAAAAGUUGGAUAACAUCUCACGGCACCGCUCACCAUUCACAGUUACGUUACGAUUAGCAUCAUCUUUGAAGAAGUACCGUCCAAUAAUGCCACUAGCCCAUAAACCGCACCAAACUGUGACUUUUUCUGGAUGCAUUGAUAGCUCUUGCUAUGCUUCUGGCUGAAAUUCACUUCAAAAUCGACAAUUCUGCUUAUUUACGUACUUAUUGAGCCAAAAAUGAGCUUCGUCGUUGAACAAAUUUUGAUCGGUAAAAAAGUGGAUCUUCGGUCAACUUUAAAGAAGCCCAUGCACCAAAAGUUUUACGUUGCAGUAGGUUAUUCGGCUUCAAUUCUUGCAUCAGCUGUAUUUUGAAAGGCAUCACACCUAAAUCCUUCCGCAAAAUUUUCCAAAUUGUUGAGUAACAAAGACCUAAUAGCUGCGAACAACGAAUGGAUAAUUGAUGGUCAUCAUUAACACUGGCCGAUAUAGCUGCGAUAUUUUCUUCAGUUCGCACCCUACGUAAGCAUGUUGGUGUCAAACAAUGUAAAUUUGGUGCGAAAUUUAGUCACAAUAGCCGUUUCAGUGGGUCGAUUAAACUCGUACCGUUCUUCAUUUCCUUGCAAAUUAAACCAAAUUCCAAGGUUGUACAUUUUUGUAAUAAUAAUUUUUGUGCAAAAAUUUGAUGUUUUAUUUUUGUUUUGUAUUUUUUUAUUUUAUUUUAACUAUCAAACAACUCGAUACUCGUUUGAAAGAACAAAUUUUUUUCAAAACAUGUUGGUAUAACCCGCAUCCGAUUCUUCUUACGUAGUACGGUUUGAAAGUAGAAUCAGAAAUGAGUUUCGAAUAGAAUCAAAAGUAGAAUCGAGUUACAUAGUAGGACCCCUGGCUUCUGCAUCGCCGGAAAGAAACUCCAAUAUGCGAUUGAGCAUUCUAGCUUCGGACCGACCUCGUUUUUAGACUAAGGGCGACAAUUUUAGGUCCAUGCAAUGUCUGUUCCGCAUUCCAGUUAACACAACUCCUAUUAAAAAUCACGCUUCUAGAAUUGUUCAUCAGCUUACCUUUGAGUCCAGUUUCAGUAGUACAACGAAAUAAAGAGUUAGUUCUUUAGCCAUACUACGCGAAUUUAAGUUCUAUCUAUCUCGGUUAUUGCAAUGCUCAAGAAUUCAAAACCAAUGCCCACCGAUACUUCCUUUCUAACCCUCCCUUUUUUCCUAACGCUCACAAUGUUUCUCUGGAACAUUUAAGGUAUGUAUGAAAAAAUGGACAUCAUAACAUUACAUUACAUACCACUCAGCAUAUAAAUGUACAAUUAAGAUACAAUGCACCUUGCGCGACUAAGACUAUUACCCCUAUUACCAUUGGCGAGUCGAAUGAAUAAACGUGUGAGUGUGAGAAAUUUUUAUUACCGUUGGCGAAUUGAUAACCGUUGAUUCGACUUAAAUGUCAUACAUUUUCGAAGAUUGUUCUUACUUUAUUUUCGCUAUCGAAUGUUCGUUGAUUUGAACGUCAUUCGUGUUAUUAUUUGUCGAACGUUCAUAUUGUGUGAGAAAAGGUCGAAGCUUAUGUUAAAGAAAUGUCGGAAAAUAAAACAAUGUAAGUUCAUAUGUAUAUUUCAUUUCUUUUAUAAAAUAACAUGAAUCAAUGCAUUUUUAUUCCGCUCCAAGAGAACUAAUAAAAAUCAGUAAAAGUUAGUCGAACUGAUGGAAUCGAACCAGAAUGUAGGAGGUGUUGGAGAAUUUGGUUCUUCAAAAAAAAAAGGAAUAUUGAGACCAAUUUGCUACAACCCUCAACUCACUUGGGCCAUCUUCUCGCGAUGGAAAAGAAAAAUUAUUGAACGACCAAAUAAAAAUAUAAAUACUUACUACCAAGGAACAUUGAACGUUCUUCUCUUUGGUACCACGUUUUAAGAACUGACUUUAAAUUACUGGAGUUCCAUACAAAGGAAUCAUUGGUUAAUCCGGGGUGGAAUCAUGUAAUUGGAUUUAUGAUAGUUGACAGUCAAAAUCAACAAAUUCGGUCUGUGUAAGGUGAUAGUCAUCUGUGACAAUCACAAUUUCGUGAUAAUUUCCCGUGACAGCUAUUUAGGUGUCACUUUCAUUUUUUUGUAUUGUAUGUUGUUGUAAUUUUUAAAAACUUUUGAUUAACCAAAGAACAUAUCCUAUAUUCCCAAAGAAAAUCAGCACAGAUUGUAAAUGUCUGUGCUGCUCUUCACAAUAUAUGCUGCGAGCAUACAGUUCCACUGCCAGAAGCAUUAUUGACAGCAUCACCAUCUGAAAAUUCAAAUAACCAGAAAGCUAAAAGUGCAAUGAAUGAUUUUGUAUUAAAAGAAUAUAAACAAAAUCAACAAAAGAAAACUUCAUUAAAACAAAAACAUCACAAAUUCACGACAUGGAUUUGAAUCUUAUAAUAAAUACAUAAUGUAUGUUUAUAUGAAAUAUAUAUUUAUCUAUUUUGAACACAUAGGUAAAUAAUUAUUAAAAUAAAAUUGUGCCGGCUCAUUUCUUGCUUAACUCAUGGACUCGGAUCUCAUUGACUGCUUUGGACAGGUCAAUCUCCAGUCUUUUUAGCUGGAGUUCUUCUUUUUUCAGUGCAUUUUUACACUCUCUUUCCUUUUGCUUUUCCUGGCAUAGCAACUUUACACAAUCUUUCAAUUCAAUUAUUGAAGUGUUGACUGUUUUGCAAAGUUUUAUCGAUGUCUUCCAGCUUUUUGAUUGGAUUAUUACCUCCUCGACACUGUCGAACGCCUUUUCUGUAAAAGGUCCUCCUCCCGUUUGUGCGAUUAAUUUUUUUUUUGCAAUUCAUUUUUUUGCGUUAUAUUUUCGAAUGGUCCAAACCUGUGCAAUAUAAACAAUGAGAGGACACCAAUCAAUUAAAUAUAAAUACCUAACCUUUUCCACUCUGCUGUUGAUUUUGUAGGAGGCACGUAAGAGUGAGCUUCACUGGAUUUUCUGUGAAUCUCUUGAAUUUCACGAAAAGGAUUUAACCAAAUCGGGAUAUUGUUCCAUAUAAUAGUAAGAAAUUGGAUUUAAGCUUUGUUGGGAAACCCGUUGAUGCAAAUUUUAUAUUUUUUAACAAUUACAGUCUAGUAAACAGUAAUACAACGCACAUAAAUGUUUACUUACAUUUUUGUUGAAAUUAAUUCCACACACAACGUCUACUAGACGAACAAAACUCAAACCAAUUUGCCGGCAAAUUAAAAAAAAUCAAAUUUCAAUGUUUUCCCCCUAAAGUGAUACCAAAUUUAAGAAAUAUUUUGAUGAUCACAUCACACAUCACAUUUGAUUGUCACAUAUGUAACAGUCACAAAUCACCUUACAUGAUUCCACCCCAGGAUAUCUUGAGUCAACAUAACGAAUACACAUUUUAUGGUCACACGCCUUAAAAACUUGCACUAUAAACCAAAAGCUACUCACGGGGAAAAAAACUUACUAUCAUUGCGUUUAAACUGUAAUAUCCUUUUCUGCUAAGAUACUGAUGACGCAACUUAAUCGGAGUAAAGAUUCCUAUAUAGGUUCCGUCAACACAUCCUAUUACUCCUGGUAAUCUGGCCGUUAAAAAAAAAGUAGUUUCGUGCGUUUAGCUUCUCAUCGGAUGACAUGUUGAGACUGAUCCAGGUUGGACAUAAUUUGUCUUCAAUUGCACCCACAACUUCUUUUAAUACUAAGGAAUCCGAGGAUUGUGAUAACUCUGAUAACUCCCACUAACAACAAAUCUAAGGGAAGAAGCUAAUUUUAGUAUAGCACAGAUUAAGGAGGUGCUUGCAUUUUUUAAUUGGCCUUCCAACUUGUUUAAUACAAAUACAAACGAUUCCUUUUUCAGUUCGAAAAUACGAUCUGAAACUUAAGGAAUUAUUUGAAAUAAUAAAGGAACUUCCAGUAGGUACAAAUAUUUGUUCUAAUAACAGAUGAUUAGGGAGUUCCAAAAAAUUAGAGUUGUCUCGAAUAUUCUUGCGCAGUCGAAGCAUUCUCAUUUUUGUCUGUAAUUUUCAUCUUCUCCAAAAAAACAGAUCUAUGUUGCUUAUCAUUUUGGUUUAUUUUGCAUUUUUAUUAAAUAUGAAAAUUAUCAAUUUAUUAACACAACAGUUUUUUUUUAAAUGUCAUGAGUUGACAUUUAUUUAUGCCUGUAAUUUUUUUUUGUAUGGUAGCACUGAAUUUCGAACUCGAAUUGUAAAGUUCACCAACCGUGGUAUGUCGAAUGUGUCAGUUCGCUAAUGAAAAUAUCUCACUUCGAAAGUUCGAUUGGCCAACCAUAAUAUGAGUUUAUAUAAGGUGGUAACACACUAAUACAAGACAGAAGGACAGAGAAGAAAGAACAACACCAGGCGGUAGGCUUGAUUUCAUAGGUCGAUAGAAACCGAUGGUAGGCCGUUGCUCUCUGAAUUUAAUUCAUUUCCAAUUAUUCUGGUUGAAUGUAUGCAUAUUCAAUGUCCUGAUAUAUACAUGCAGGGAUGCCCUUACGGAUAUAGAUUUGAAUCAAUUAAAAUGCAUUGCAAAACGAUUAAGUUGUGCUGAAAAGUCAACUCGUGUCGUCUUCGGAUAUUUUGGAUUCUCAAUUGAUCAUAUGACACCAGAACACAAAGCUAGUGGCUACAUAGUCAAGGGAUUCUGAUUGGCUAAAUCUAACUACAAAAGUAGUUGAAAUUUCCCCUCCGACGUAGUGUAAAAAAUUCGGCUACAAAGUUAGUGGAGAUGAGAUGAUUUUGACGUUUUGACAAUCAGCUGCUCGGUAAAAACACACGAAUUUAAAAUAAAAUAAAAUAAAUCGUUUAGUAUUUAAAUACAAAUAUAAAUCAUUCAAAUUGUAUCUUAAAUUUGAUUUUAUUGACUUUAAAAUCACUAAAGAUAAGUUAAAGUUAUCAAAUCCAAAAUGUUUCUUAUUUUAUAUAUUUGCAUUUGUCAACAAUAUGACAGUUCCAGAUUGACUAGCUUUGUAGUGUAGUUUUGCAUUCACAAAGCUAGUUGAAUUUUGACUAGGUAGCCGCUAGCUUUGUGAAUGCGCCCACUGAUAGAAAGCAGCCUUGUCAAUAUUUUAACAGUUUAAUAUAAACCAUUUGCCGAACCAUUUUUAAUGCUUAACCAUGAUUAAAAACGACACUAUACAUCUUCAUCCAGCCAAAUGAACAAAACAUAUAUUCCUCUAAGAUAAAGCUUAAAUUAUUAAAUAAGCCCUACAAAUACCACAUCUUUUCGGGCUUAAAUUUAAAAAAAAAACGUAUGUAAUACAAAAAUCUAUUUACAUUAUUCUUUCAUACCCAAAUAACUCAUAAAAUUAAUUAUUUAUAUUACUCAUUCUCAAAAUACUUCUCCAAAUUUAACAAAAAAAAAAUAUAAUAAUAAAAAUGGGCUUAAUAAACAAAUAACAAAAUAUACAAACAAAAAUUAAAAAAAUUAGCAUUAUAUAAAUAAAUAUAAACAUAGAAUUUAAUCAAAAAGAAAAAGAAAUAGAAAAACAAAACAACAACAAUUUAAUGAAUAAAUUUUAAACUAUGUAUGUAUGUAUGUGAUUAUAUCUAACAAAAGUUUUCACGUUAAAUGUUUUCAUAUAAAAAUUAAACAAACAAACAAAAAAAAUAUAAUAAAUUAAAGACAGAAAAACAAAAACAAAAAUAAACAAUACCUACAUAAGUUUUCAUAACUGAAGUACAUUAAUAUCCUAACAUAAUAUAAUUAAUUCUAUCCAAAACAAAAAAAAAAGAAAUACUCACGGUUCCAGAAGAACAAAAACUCAUAACCAACGUGAAACUUGUCUUCUUCUAUUUUAUUUAAACUUUUUUAUUUUUGUUUUUCCUUUUAACAAAUUUGUUCGUUAUAGUAUUGUAUGUGCGUGUACUAUUUUUGUAAAUAAAAUCAAUAAACAUAAAAACUUAUAGCAAUUUAAUUAUGAUUAGUUUAAAAAAAUAAAUUAGAUAAUAGAAUUUUUGAAAAUUUAAAUUAUUUAAAGCAACAAAUUAAGUAAAACAAAACAAGAAUAUUAUAAAAUGCAUAAGUUUAACAAAAUAUAACUAUUCAUAAAUAAAGUAUUAAGGAAAAGAGAUGAAGAAAAAACAAAAACAGAACGAGAGAUUUGAAACGAACAAAACGAGAAGUCGAAAAACUAUAUUAUAAUUAUUAUUAUUAUUAUUAUUGACACUGUAAUAACUUGAUUAAUGCUCGUUUUUGUUUUCUUCUUUUUGUUUGUCUUUUUUUUAUGUUUUUGAUUAAAGUUUUAUUAAAAAUAGAAAUAAACAAGAAAAAUAAAUAUAUACAAAAAAUUUAAAAUAUUAACUUUA